Bolinopsis microptera is the source of this 7219-nucleotide messenger RNA. RefSeq lists its product as uncharacterized. The transcript has 4 exons. Gene Ontology annotation, molecular function: RNA binding; chromatin insulator sequence binding. Lineage: Eukaryota; Metazoa; Ctenophora; Tentaculata; Lobata; Bolinopsidae. Gene Ontology annotation, cellular component: chromosome. The record is from RefSeq and is a predicted model, not a curated record. Gene Ontology annotation, biological process: regulation of transcription by RNA polymerase II. The coding region runs from base 35 to 6556 and encodes 2173 amino acids.
AAUAAUUUCUAGGGUACUCACAGCGAAAUGAAAGAUGAUUAUCCAAGAAGAUGCAGAUUUAAAAAAAGAAAAAUUCGAUAUCAACGAGAUUUGCCGUUGUGAUGAGCUUUCAAAGUUUUACAAGAAAGCUACGCACUGUGUGUACCCUCCAAUCAGAUAUCAAGACAAGGAUUUCAAACUAGAGCCAUUCGAGGUAAAACUAGAGCCCCUAACCUGUAACAGUUGCUCCACCUCCUUGUACACACAUGAUACAGAUGAGAUACAACUUACGGGGGGAGAAGACCCUGUUACCCCGCUAUCUCCUCUCUUUUCCGAGUCUUCUUUCUCCGUCCUUUUGGAUCAUCUGAAACGGUCUGUGAAGGUUUGCCACCUGCCGAGUAAUGUUCAUCAGGAGAGUCUGAGAGGAGUUAUGAGCAUGGCCGGUCCGGUAAUUACUCUCAAUUACAAUCAUCAGACUGGUCAACACAUGCAAUACUGGUUGUGUGAGUACCAAUGUGAACGUGACGUCACAGUGGCCUGCCGGAAGCUCAACGGGUUCCCCUGCCACGGGACCAACCUCAAAGUGAUCCCUGCUCUGAAAAGUAAAGCUGGUCUAGAGGUUGUGGAGAGGACAUCCCGAACAUCCCGAACAUCUUCCACCUCCAAACCAGUCAGAUGCAGGGUCUGCGAGAAGACCUACACUAAUUCCACUGACUUAAAAAUGCAUUUGCUGCUCUCCCACUGUCUGUACAUGAACAAGAAACCAGCCCGGACCCCUCUCAUGAAAGGCAAAGUAUUUAGAAAGAGACCAUGUUCAAAUACACAACCUACGGAGAAGACACGUGAGGUUCUGAAUGUGAAGCAGUGGGUAGAAGGACGACCCCACCGUAACCCUGACUACACCGACCCACAGGACUAUGUGCUAGACUCUGUUAUUGGUAUCAGUGAGGGGAAUGAGAAACUUGGCUUCAUUCCAAUAGAUCACAUGUACGCUGACAUCAGCAAUGUGGUGAGAGGAACAGUGCCCAAUUCAGUGCUCAACGGACCUGAUGCUAUCACAUUCCACCCUAGUAUGGUGUGCCUGAUGAAGCAUGACACUAAGUCGAAGUAUGUACCAGUGGAGCACUCUUACUGCACCCUGGACCCUCAAGUACUCUGGUGCUCCGUGUGUGGGAGACAGUACAACUCUUUAGAAUCACUUAACAACCACCUCCCAGUUCACUUUAAGAAGAAGGGCGAGAAGGGUCAGGAAAGUGCGCAGAUCAACAGAAAGAGAAAGCUGAAACGAGCGCCAAAAGACGAGGUGUUCACAUGUAAAAUGUGCUGUUCUGAGUUUAGCACCAAGUCUACGUUCAUUGCACACGUGACUGCUCAUGAGAAUGACGAUGAGAUGGAGGUGGUUCACCACAAAUGCAAGUACUGUGAUAUAAAAUUUACUUCUUCUGAUAAGAUGGUAUUACACCAGGCUCUACAUGAGUGUGAUACGUGCAAAGAGAACUUUGUUUGUCUCGAUGAAGCUCAAACCCAUCGAGAUUCCCACUUCUUGCUUGACAAAGCAAAGUGUUGUUGUGAAAUUUGCGGGAAGAAAUUCUUGGAUGCCAACGACUUUCAGGAGCAUCUAAUGAAGGAAAACCAUCCAAUCACUAAGCAGUCUCGGCGGAUACUCAGUAUUCCCAGACAUGCUGAACACUUCAACGAUUUUCCUUUUGAAGCGAGAAAUGAAGAGUUUCACUGCCUCAAGUGCUCAAAAACAUGCGAAAGUGAUUUAGAGCUGUACUCUCACAUGGGAUUCCAUUUCGUGUACAAAACAAUUCCACCCCCAUACGUACUUCCACCAGAGGUCGAAGAGGUUAGCCAAACAUCCGAUGAAUCUCCUGUUAAAGACUACUCACCAGUCAAGGUCAGAAUACCGCUGUCAACCAUCUUGAAAGCCACUGCGCUGUCCAGUCCUGUUAAAGAGAAACCAGUUGAAGCUACUGAACCUGUCCCUGGUUCAAAGAUCUGUGCUAGAUGUACUAAAAAGUUUAAAUCUUACAGGGCAUUGUGUGCUCAUUUCCGUUUUUGUAAGAACAAGCCUAUACCUGAUGGUAUUGUCCCGGCUGCCGAAGUUGAAGCUAAGACACCAACCAAGGAGCCUAUCAAGAGCCCACCUCUGAACUUCAAGUGUAUCAAAUGUGAUUUGGGUUUUAUAUCUGAAUUUCUCCUGAAGUCUCACAUCAACAUGGUCCACCAGAAUGAAGAAAAGGCUCGUGUUAAGGUCGGGAAAGCCAGGAAAUCAGCCGUGAAGUUGUUCAAGUGUAAUGAGUGUGAUAAAACGUUUGCUCAGGAGCUUGGUUUGAAAGCCCAUAAUGCUGCCGCCCAUUUCGAUUUAAGCAGUACAAAAACUAUCGAGCCAAAGAAAAAUUCUCUUUCGUCACUGAAGAAAGUAUUAGAAAUUUCUUCAAACUUGAAGAAAAGCCGCGAUGAAGAUGUUCACAAAGAAACACCUAUAGAGGAGGCGAAACCUACAGAAUCUGUAUUAAAAACUGUACCCACGCCAGUAAAACCACGUGGUGUACUGAAAUCCCCUCCUUCUCACGAACCAUCAGGAAUAAUCCGGGCCAGGAAAACCGCUGCAAAGCUCUUCAAAUGUAAGACUUGUGACAUCCGUUUUGGAAGCAAAAGAAUUCUUGCGUUCCACAUGCAGCAACAUGCUGAGGGCAAAAUAAAAGGAACAGAAAAACCUGAAAAAGGAAGUCUUAUUGGAAUCCUUGAGAAACAUGAUCCUCCAGAGAAGAAUCAGAGUAUGGAAAUGAGGAAAGAUAGCUCAGACUUUGUGAGGGAAGAAAGGGCUAACGAUGAUAUUCCAUUGUCAGUACUGAAAAGUAGGAAGGUUGCUAAAAAGACCAUCAUCAAGAAAGUGUUUGAAUGUGAUAUUUGUGAUGAGCUCUUCACGAAACGCUCUCAGUACAUUGGACAUAUCAAGUCACACACAAAUGACCCUGCUGAAACUUUAUCGGUUUCAGAAGAAGAAGAAGAAGUAGAAGAGGAAGAAGAGGAAGAGGAACAAGUAGUGGAAAAGGAAGAGAGUCUGCUAAGUAAUGAUUAUUCGACCCCUAGUGAGACGACUGAUUGCAUGGAAGUUUCAGUUCCUCUACCUCUGCACAACAACACCGACAUUAUCCCUGCAGAUGCUAUCUUCUACGUUGAUGACGACAAAUUAGAUGGUCUAAUGGAUGAAUCAUCACAGCCGCUCAGUACUUCUGUUAACGAAGCUGACACCACCGCCAGCUCCAUGUUCACCAACGGAGACGCUCCAGUGGAGGAGGUUAAAACUUGUAACAUCUGCAAGAAACAGUUCCUGGCCUGGAGCACCAUCUGUGCGCACAUGUCCACCCACCCCAACUAUACCUUCAGAGACGUGACCGUUGACUGGAAGUCCAUGUUCAACCCUUUGUUUGAGUGUGUGAUAUGUCAGGAGAAGGUCCAUUCUGUUGCUCACUGUUACCUCCACUACAAGUUCCACGUCUUGGAGCACAGUUCCACCGCUGUUAUCAGUCACCUGGACAUCUCCGCUGAGGGGGAAAACUCUCUGAUAUUCAAGUGCACUGUCUGUGGUAACACGUUUGAUAAGAUAGGAACCCUUCACACACACAUGAAGGUUCAUGUUCCACGUGUUGGUUUUAAUGACCCCACCCAGAUUAUAACCGAUCCAAGUCAUGAGAAAUGUGAGAUUUGCUUGAGAGUUAUAACUCCUAAAUCUAAGAGACGGCACUAUGAAAUCCACAACCAGGCCCUGAAGCACUUCUGCGAGAUCUGCCACGAGGAGUUCCCAAACCAGAAGGGCUAUGUUGUCCACUACUACACUGCUCAUAAAACUGACUUCGAGAACGAACUGCAGUUAACUGCAUCAGCUACUAACAACGGGAGGAGCCAGGUCCCCAACGGAGCUCACUCUGCUACAGCUGACUUCCACUGCACCUACUGCAGAUCCUCCUUCCUCUCCCUAAAAUCCAAACGUAAUCACGAGUACAAACACAAGAAAAACAUCUUCAAGAUUCCGUGUGUGUUUACAAACUGUCUCCUUAGCUUCCAAACUGCUGAAGAGCUUAUCUACCACGUAGACAAAGUCGGUCAUGCAACAGGGAAUCAGACCAUUUCAUGUUCCAAAUGUGAGGCUAAGUUUAUGUCCACUCCCCCGAAGGUCCAGCAUGAGAGAACUGUUCACGGAAUAGAGUGCAGUGAUAGUGUUUCUUCAUUUGUGGCACCGCAGCAGGAUUCAAACCAGUUGAAGUCACCCAUCAGGGUUGAAGCUCCUUCGGUGAACUGUAAGGUUUGCAGCAUGAGCUUUGGUACAAUUGAGAAGCUGAACUUUCACGAGGCUUACGAGCAUCUAGAGCAGAAUGACAACAAUAUAAACAUAAAAGUUAGGGUUGAUAAGAACACAAGUUGCACAAAUUCAGAGGAAUUCUCCUGCAUGGUAUGUUGUGUAAAAUUCGGCUCGUAUUCCGAACGCUGGCUUCACGAAGAGGAUUACGAAAAACCGGGCAGUUACCGGUGCAUGGACUGUGGAUUGGACUACAAAACAAAACACCAGAAGGCUGGUCAUGAGUGCAACACUAGAGCUUCUACUCCGGAUGCCUCUGGAGAUUUGAGUUCUUGUGGGAAGCCCCUGGUUUGCUUCAACCAGAGGAAGUGUCAUGCUUGCAACAAGUUGUUCGCAGACAAGGAGAGCUUCAAGUAUCAUGUGAGGAAACAUUGGUACCGCUGUUUCAGUUGCCACUAUGAUUUCUGCUCAAAGAAAAGCAUGAAAGCUCACUUGAAACUCCAAAAGUGUUUUCAUCCUAAAACACAAGGUUUUGAGCGAGUAUUUGAGGAGCUGCUAGUGGAAUGUCUGCUAUGUUCUGAAGUCUUAUCUCUAAACGACCACAUUAACCUACACUUCCUUGAGCACACAAUCAAAGAAAAUGGUAAAUACGACAUGUUCAUCUGCCUCAUGUGUGGCGCUCCUUACAAGAUCAUAGAACAGCUUCAAGAGCACAUGAGGACUGAAGGAUACUUCCUGAUGUGCAGAGAAGCUCCUCACCUCAAGGACCUUGAUCUGAGUAGCUACGACAGCAACAACCAUUCUGAGAAUGAUUCUCAGAAAGAGGGUGGGGAGGUUGUGUCUCAAAACUCAGUGUCACAUCAUUGGGGUUGCCCCUUUUGUUCUACAACUUAUCAGAACUACAAGUCUGCAUGGAGUCACAUUAGGUCUUAUCACAAGUCUGUUGGGGUUCCGUUUAAGUUGGAUGGCAGUGAAAAUGUUGAGACAAGCGUAAAUACGAGUGCGGGUCAGAGCAAUGUGAAUCUAAAUACUACUCAGCAAAAAGACCCCACAACUACUGUACCAACAAUGCACCCGCCCACCACACCAACACCUCCAACUGCACACGAAGCUGUUGUCAAACCCAAACCGGAACCUCUACCACAAGAUUCCACCAGCUCUACCAGCUCUAGCAGCUCUCAUGAGAUAAACAAAGCAAGGUUCUUACUAAACGAACUGCUUCACAAGAGCCACGAGAUGGAUUGUAGCCGAAAUAAGCCACCACAGAAGGAUACUGAUCCCUUGCUACCUCGUCCUGCUCCUCUUAACAACCCUGAAACUGACAUCCGUUUAGAUAUCAAGAAGACUCCUGAUCGAACAAGAAAUGAGAGUGAGAGUUCUGUUUCAUCAGGCAGUAUCAAGAAGGCAGCUCAAAUCACAAGCCCAGAAGCAGCAGCUAAAACAGCUGGUCUAAUCGCCCAGUUUCUACGAGGCCCCGGUUCAGCCCCCGGCCCACUCCUCCCAACCCCCAAAACAGCGCCAUCCCGACACCCUAUCCUCAACGGACAUGGUUCCAGACCUACCCUGAGGUCACCAGGAUCCCUCCAGUACAGGGACUUUAUUAACUCCCGUCCUCACCUCCAUAACAGCUCCAGACAAAGUAACAGCUCCAGGAACAGCAUCAGUCCCCCUGUAAGCCGGUCUGGAGCUUACCCUCCUCCUGCUUACAAACAAAACCCGCCGUACAGACCCCACCAAAACGAGAACAUGCGGAGAAACCACGGUCCCGGAGCUAACAACAACAACAACAACAACAACAACCAGCAAUUUACCCAGGGGAGCAGAGUGAACAGCGGGAACCGGGCCCCUCACCGGGCCUUCUCCCAAACCCUGCCCCACUAUAAUAACGGGUACACUUCCAACAAGCGGAUGAGGUUUGAUCAUCCGUCUCCCUACACUCAGCAACACUACCGGAACCAACCCAACGGAGGAGAACAUUACCGACCAGCAUCUACCAGCAGCGUGGUGGAGCACCCCACCUCGGAACAGCACUCCACCUGGCAGAAUGAGGUGACGUCACGGAACAACAACAACUCUAACACCUCCGGAGCUAAGACUCUGGCUCACAAGUGCACGUAUUGUCAGAGGAUUUUUAAGAAUUAUGUGAAUGUGUAUAAUCAUCUGGAGAGGAAUCACAUGGAUGAGAUAGCGUAUCGUAACCAUGGUAACGGUAGUCAGAUUAAACCUAUUAGUACUUUUGAUGGUAGGAUGACAGUUUGGUCUCUGACAUGAGGGGCAAUUAACUAGGGAUAAUUAGUUAAUUAAGUGUUCAGUGUUUACAGGUUGUUUAUUAUAGUGCUGUGGUGCUCAUUUUGUUAGUACUAGAUCUUAUUUUGACUGCAAAUUUGUUUUCGGCAAUCAUUGUUAAAUACAUAUCCAUGGAAACUUAGAAUGAAUCGUUCUUUGAUUUGAACGGAAUUUGUAAACGCAUUAUCCACGUUUCCUUCAAAUGGGAUAUGUGAUAUCUCGGUCUCGACCUGUUGACUGCACUGGGUAAUUAAUCAAUUAGUGAACACUGAACACGCUUUAAUUAUUUAAGUAGCUAAUUCAUUUUAUAGACAGCCAGACCCAUGGAGUUUUAUUACUUUUAUUUUCUUAGAGAGUAUUGCAGUAUUUAUUAUAACCACGUGCCCCUUAUUUGAUCUAUACUGUCUAAAAUCAGCUGAUGUAUACAGUUUUACAACCUCUUAUUAUCUAGAAAUACCUUCUUACUGACAUUAAAGUAUUGAUUUUAUAUGGUUGAGAAGCAGCUAGAUGGAUUCAAAGCUUUAUCACGAGUGUGGUAAUUACUGUAAUUAGUGUGGUAUAAUUGCCAGUAAUUACCAGUAAUUACCAGUAAUAACUGUAACUUGCGAAACUAUAUUUUCUAUACUACUCAGUUUAACUAUUUAAGAU